UUUCAUAGCCUUUUGCAGCAAUUUCAUGUAUCUCCAUUUUUUGAAGUAUCUGAAUGUCUUGCCCAGUACGCACCUUUUAUUGAAGAUAGAACUGCCGAACACAGAGAAACGUUACUUCUCUGACGAAGAAGUUGAAAAUAAAAAAAAAAAAUUCAUCGUCAUUACCGUCAUCUGGAGUAUAAACAUCUGCAACUUCAAAUUCUCCAGCACCAUUAUUGCCGUUAAGCAUAUUAUCAAUAAUUUAAGCCCACCGGCAACACAGCGAGCUACGACUAGAAUGAUGACACAGAAAGAAGAUUUGCCUAGGGAUCCAUAACAAGUAUUCACGAUAGAUUUGGAAUAAAUGUGAGUUAUUCAGUAUUCUCUAUACCUUUGUAUUAAUUGUUCGUGUUUUCAGCUAUCAAAUCAAAAUAUAUCAUCACAAACAAAAACAAUAUCUUUAGAUCAGGCUACUGAACGAUUUCUAUGUAAUGAUGAUAUUAGUCGCUUUAGUGCGGAUAAGAAAAAAAUGAUUUAUGGCAAACAAAUUCGUUUUUUAUUAAGUCAUUUAGUCAAUGUUCAACAACGCUUUAUUGUUGAAACAAAUUAUAAAUGUUCUUAUUCAACUUUUACACGUCAUAUACCACAUCAUAUUAUUACUCCAAAACCAUCUGAUUGGGGCACUUGUUUAUGUAUAGUUUGUUUAAAUCCUCAACUAAAAAUUGAAAAAUUAUUACAAUCACAAUCACACCGACUUCAACUUGUACCACUAAGUAAUAUAAUAACAUCAGAUUUACCAUUAAUUGUGUCCGAUUUAACAAAAAUCAAACAAAUAAUUGAUGAAUUGAAUAAUUUAAAUACUGAAAAGUUUUUGGAUUUGGUUAAACAUAUUGGUGGAGUGAAAUCACAGUUUCGAGCUGCAAAACAAGCAAGAAUCGAUGUUGUUGAGAAAAAUGAUAUUUUGACAAUUCAGUUAGAUUGGAGUGAAAACUACAAUCUAAAACAAGCACGUGAAGAGCGUGGUGCGUAUUAUAUCGAACAUCAUAUAUCAAUAGCGACUGGUUAUGUGUGGAAAAGUAAUGAUUGA
Didymodactylos carnosus is the source of this 1066-nucleotide messenger RNA. The record is from the annotation of a GenBank genome assembly. Lineage: Eukaryota; Metazoa; Rotifera; Eurotatoria; Philodinida; Philodinidae.